Paramecium pentaurelia is the source of this 3237-nucleotide messenger RNA. NCBI's taxonomy places the organism in Eukaryota, Ciliophora, Oligohymenophorea, Peniculida, Parameciidae. The record is from the annotation of a GenBank genome assembly.
AUGAACCCAAAAAUGUCAAUGGUAUUACCGUUGCCUUAAUUAAAACUUGAAAAUAAUGAUGAAUACGAGAAUAGAAUCACUCUAAGAUUAUACAUAGAGAAGCUGUUAAAUUAAAAAGUUGGGAGGUAUGAUUGAUGUAAAAUAGAUAUCUCGAGAUAAUAUCAGGUAUUGCAAGUUUGGCUAGUGUAGGAAUAUAUAUAGUUUCAACUUAUUUUGAUUCAGUUGAGUGGUUAGCUACUUUGGAUAUUGUGGUUUGUUCUUUAUAUUUGACAGAGUAUUUAUUGAAAUUAUUUGCUGCUUAACAUAGAUUGUAAUAUAUAUUUUCUGACUUUGCUAUUAUUGAGUUGCUGACUCUAUUUCCUCUUUUUACAAUUUAAUCAGUAGGAAAUUGGAAUUAUUUGUAACGACUUAUUAACAUAUCUCGAAUUUUAAGAGUAUUUCGAGUAAUAAGAAUGAUCAACAAAUUGUAAUAAUUAUCAGACAUUGAAUAUGGUGGAGUGACUAGAUAAAUAUAUGUAAUAUUUUCAACUGUUACAACAAUUAUUAUUGUAACUGCUGGAGUAUUAUAUGCAUUUGAAUUUCCUAAGAGACAAGAAUUAAUAGAGAAUGAUCCAAAUAAAGGAUGUUCUAAUCAGAUUGAUAAAUGCCAUUUCCAUGAAAUGAUAUACUUCACUAUAGUUACAUUAUCUACAGUAGGUUAUGGAGAUGUAAUACCAUAUAGUGAAGAAGGACGAGUAUGUGUUAUUGUACUAAUUAUUAUUGUACUUGUUGUGAUACCUAAACAGAUGAAUGAAUUGAUUAGAUUAAUGGGAUUAUAAAGUGUUUAUGCUAGAUCAUUCUAUAAACCUAAUCAUGAGAUUCCACAUAUCAUUAUUUGUAGUUAUGUUAGUGUACCUUCUUUAAAGAAUUUCUGUAAUGAAUUAUUCCAUUAAGAUCAUGGAGGAUAAGAUAAAAAUGCAAUCAUUUUGAAACCUUCUAUACCAAAUACAGAAAUGGAAGACUUUUUACAUAAUGAGCGUUAUGAAAUGUUCCUCAUUUAUCUUCAAGGAAAUCCAAUGGUAGAAAGAGAUCUAAGAAGAGCUGCUGUUACUUAAGCUAAAGCUUGUGUUAUUUUAACUAAUAAAUAAAUAGUAGAUAGUCAUUCUGCUGAUCAUAAGAAUAUUCUUAUUGGAUUAUUAAUAAAGAAAUAUGUGAAUCAUUUAACUGGUUGUAAUAUUAGAUUAUGUAUGUAAUUGAUUAAACCAGAAAGUAAGAUGCAUUAUAAAUAAUCAUUGGGAGUUAAAAUGAUAACUGAUUAAAUUAUUGUUGUUGAAGAAUUUAAAAUGAAUUUGCUGGCCAAAUCUUGCUUUUGUCCUGGCAUUAUAAGUUUAUUAGGUAAUUUAGUCACUUCAGCAGGUGAACAAAAAGAAAGUUUAGAUUCUGAAUGGCUUACUCAAUACACUGAUGGAAUGGGUCAUGAAAUUUAUAGAACUGAUUUGAGUUUUAAAUUUCAAGGAAAAACAUUUAGUGAAGUAGCAGCUAUUGUUUAUAAUGAAUUCUCUGGAAUACUAUUUGGUUUGGAAUUAGAUUUUGGUAAACAAGCCAUAAUUAGACUUAAUCCUGGUGUUUAUACCAUAUCAAAUACAAAUAAAGUUCAUGCUUAUAUCAUUUGUCAAGAUAAAAAAGUUGCAGAUCUUGUUGCCACUUAUGACAUGACUACUGAAGAAAUAGCCAAUUAUCACUUCUCAUUGUAAUCAAAUAUCACUGACAAAGACAAACCUAAUGAAGAAGAAGAAGAUAAAGCUGAAGAUCCUUUAUUAUCUGGAAAAGAUUAAUUAGAUGAAUAAGAUAUCAUAGAAAAAGAUUAUCUCUUUCUUAAUGAACCUGUUUCUUUAAUGGAUGCUACUUCAAUAUUCUUAUUGGAAUAACCAGAGAUUAAUAAUCAUAUUGUUGUUUGUGGUAUCCAUCCUUCUAUCUAUUAUUUUUUGCUUCCUUUAAGAGCCAAAUAUUUGAAAGAAAUUCAGUAUGUUGUCAUUUUAGCACCAGAAAAACCAACUGAAAUUUGGGAAUAAAUUAAUCGAUUUCCAAAAGUCAAAUUUGUUUAAGGAUCUCCACUUAUUUCUGAAGAUUUAUAAAGAGCCAGUAUUCAUUGUGCAGAUAAGGCUGUAAUAUUUGCAUAAAGUUCUGAUGCCAACAAAACUGAAAGUGAAGAUUUCUUAGAUUAAAUGCAUGAUGCAGAGAGCAUUUUUAUUUACAAAGCUAUUAAAAAAAUUAAUCCUUCUAUUUAGAUCAUGAUUGAAUUAGUCUCAAGUUCCAAUAUAUAAUUUUUACUUGACAAAGAUUAUAAAUUUCAAAAUGAUUUCAAAUAUGAAUUGGUAAGUAUUAUGUUAAUUAGACUCCUCUAUAAGCAUCAGGAGAAGUCUACAUUUCUGCCAUGAUUGACACUCUCACAUGCCAAGCCUAUUACAAUCCACAUAUUGUUACCAUAUUGUAAUAAAUUCUAACUGGUAUGAGAUAAUCAAACCCUGUGAUCAAAGCUAUUUGUGAAGAUUUAGAUAUCAAAGAUUCAAAUCUAUAUCAAGUUCCAGUACCUGAAGAUUAUCUAGUAAUUUAUAUUUUCAUUUAGAAUAAAACUUUUGGAGAAUUGUUUAAUUAUUUGUCUAUUGAAAGACAUUUGAUUCCUUUAGGUCUUUAUAGGUUAGCUAAGGCUGUCGAUAAUAAGCAUCCAUAUGUUUAUACGAAUCCUCCAGCUGAAACUACUCUCACUCCUAGGGAUAAGGUCUUUGUUUUAGCUCAUUAAUUACCUGCAGAUUUGAGUGGUAUACCAUUUGAUGCUAAUUCUGAUCCAAAACAAUUAAACACCAAAGAAGUGGAAAAUAAUAAGGCCUUGAACUUUCUUCUAGAAAAGCUGAAACAAUAAACUUCAUCUUAAAAUGGUGUUAAUAGGGUAGGUGGGUAUUUAUAUUAUUAAACAAUUAGCCAAAUAAAAGAUUGAUAAGACAGUCAUUUUUUAAGGUUAAUAAAUUAAAUAGACAAGAAAUAUAGAAACAGAAAACAUGAAUCUAAGUAUUGAAUUAUAUAAAAUAUUAAGAUUUGGCAGCUCUACAUGUAUUAGAUUAAGUGAAUGAAUAAAUUUCUAUAGUUAAAGAUUAAAUCAAUGAUAUUAAAAAUAGCUUGAUCUAAAAGGAAGAUGAGAUAGUAGAAAAGUGCAGAAGAGCAAUUAGGUAUGAAUUAGGAACAGUGAUUUAAUAAUAGUGA